Thecamonas trahens ATCC 50062 is the source of this 3339-nucleotide messenger RNA. Its product is annotated as cell division control protein. Gene Ontology annotation, molecular function: guanyl-nucleotide exchange factor activity. Gene Ontology annotation, biological process: positive regulation of GTPase activity; Ras protein signal transduction. The coding region runs from base 1 to 3339 and encodes 1112 amino acids. Lineage: Eukaryota; Apusomonadida; Apusomonadidae. The record is from RefSeq and is a predicted model, not a curated record. The transcript has a single exon. Gene Ontology annotation, cellular component: plasma membrane.
AUGUCGUCCUCGUCCUCGUCGUCGGCGUCGUCUAACUCGUCCAGCUCCUCGGGCUCUUCAGGCACCAGCUCGGGGAGCUCUUCCGACUCGGCCGCCCCCGCUGCGCGCUCUGCGGUGUCCCCUGCGAGUGACGCAACUCCCGCACCUGUGCCUGCUGUGAGCAGCAACGGCCACGACAACGCGGAGCCUACUGCCGACGCCGGAGCCGAGGCUGCAGCCGAUGCCGACGCUGUUGCCGACGCCGGAGCCGAGGCUGUAGCCGAUGCCGAGGCUGUUGCCGAGACCGAGACCGAGACCGAGCCCGAGGCUGAGCCUGUGCCCGAUGCCGAGGUCGAUGCCGAGCCCGAGGUCGAGGCCGAGCCUAUUGCCGAGCCUGCUGCCGAGCCUGCUGCCGAGCCUGCUGCCGAGGCCGAUGCCGAGGUCGAGGCAGAGCCUAUUGCCGAUCCUGCUGUCGAGCCUGCUGCCGAGCGUGCUGCCGAGGCCGAUGUCCAAGCCGAGCCCGAGGCCGAGCCUUCUGCCGAAGCCGAACCAGAGCCCGAGCUCACCCCCGAGCCCAGCCCCGAGCCCGAGGCUGAUCUCACCCCACUGCCAGAGCCGUCGCAGCCACCAGCUGAGCUGUUCGAGGAGGCCUUUACGUACGAAAAGUCCAAGUAUGAGUACACGACGGCACGGAUCCAGGUCAAAGCCAUGGAGCAGCGCAUGCUGCUCGAGUACGCAACAUCGCCGUCGCAGCGCGAAACGCUGUUUGAGGAUACGUUCCUCAUGACCCAUUCCGAGUGGCUGCCUUCGCACGGCCUGGCCGAGUUUCUGUGCAAGCGUGCGGCGUCGGCGCCGGCAGAGUCCAUUGCCAACGUCUUUGACUCGCGCCCGGCUGACCACGCUGCGUGCAAGUUCCAUCUGCAAAAGCGCCAGCUCAACAUGGCCCGCUACUGGAUGGCGCACUUUUCCUACGACAUGCACAAGCCCGGCGUCGAGUUCUGGCUCCGUAAGCUCAUCGCCGCCAUUCUCGCAGAGCACGCCACCCCCGACGAGACCGGUGAUGACGAGCCCGAGCUCGCCGUCCUUGCCACCGAGACCGGGCACUGGCUUGACGAAGUCCUCCGAAACGGCGCCGUCAAGUACACUAUCGCCCCGCUCGACACCCUGGCCGAGGAGCCUGUCGCCGUGCCGGAGCCGCUUGUGCCCAACGUCAACCCGAUCACUAUGCUCGAGGACGUCAACCCGAUUGAGGUCGCCCGACAGCUCACCCUCCAUGACUUUGAGCUGUUCUAUGCCAUCCGCCCUUGUGAGUUCCUCCAUUCGUGCUGGUCGGACAAGGAUGCCGGCCGCGAGACCGCGCCCAACGUUCUUGCCCUCAUCGACUCGUUCAACCACUGGUCGGCUCGCGUCACCUCGGACAUCCUCGCCCUGCCCAAGACCGCCAACCAGACCCACCGCGUGUGUUUCUUCCUCGACGUUGCUCUCGCAUGCCGCAAGCUUGACAACUUCAACUCGCUCUGGGCCAUCAUGUCGGCGCUCCAAUCGGCCGCCAUUGCGCGUCUCGAGCCUGUCUGGGCCUCGCUCCCGGCGAGCUACCGCGAGAUCUACGACUCGCUUGCCGAGCUCAUGUCGACCUCACACAACUUUGCCAACUACCGCACCGCCCUCACCCGCGUCUCCCCGCCGUCGAUCCCCUACCUCGGCCUCAUGCUCCAAGACCUGACCUUUAUCCACGACGGCAACGACUCGCUCGUCAGCCCGGCCGACGACGAGAAUCUCGAGUUCUCGCUAGUCAACGUCGAGAAGCAUGCCAUGUCUGCCAAAGUCAUCAACCUCAUCCUCGGCCUCCAGGACCGCUCGUCGGCACGGGACUCUCCGGCAGGUGGCCUUGCGGGCGGCCGCGGCUACCCGCUCCACACCCUCGACACCGUCCGGGACUACCUCCUCUCCAGCGACGGCAUCCUCGCCGAUGAAGCCGCCUACCAGCUCUCACUCGAGCGCUUCCCGCGCGGCUCCAAGGUCAAAAAGUCCAAGGUCAAGCACAAGCCGCUGGAUCCAGAGACCGUCGUCAAGCCAGACGCCCAUGAUACCGGCGUUGACCCGGCAUCGACCGCGGCCUUUGUCGCAGACGUCACCGCCCGCCUUGUCGAAGAGUCAUACGCCACCGGCGAGGUCAUUGUCCGUGUCGGCUCGCCCGGCGACGCAAUGUAUUUUGUCAAGUCUGGCCAGAUUGAGGUUCGCCUCCGCCACGGCGCUGUCCGCUACCUGGCCGGCGGCCAGUUCUUCGGCGAGGUCUCAAUCUUCAAGUCAGGCAAGCGGACCGCCACCGUUCUUGCCGCCACAGACACCGUUGUAUCCCGCCUCGACCGCGACGUUCUCCUCUCUACCAUCGGCAACUUUCCCGACGUCGAGACUGCCUUCCGCCAGCUUGCCUCGGAGCGCCUGGCCAACUCGUCGAACCCACGCCGCCGCUCGAAAAAGCCCAAGUGGCUGUCCUCGAUCUCUGCCGCUGCCGCCGCUGCCGCCGCCGCGCCGUCGGCCGCCGCUGCCUCGCCUGCUGCCGCCGCUUCUGCUGCUGCCGCCCCGGCCGCCGCCUCAGAUGCUGCUCCGGCUGAGCAGGCCGAGAAGCCGUUGACCAAGGCCGAGCUCAAGGCCAAGGCCAAGGCCGAGAAGGAGGCCCGCAAGAAGGCCGAGGCCGAGGCCAAGGCCAAGGCCAAGGCCGAGAAGGAGGCCCGCAAGAAGGCCGAGGCCGAGGCCAAAGCCAAGGCCAAGGCCGAAAAGGAGGCUCGCAAGAAGGCCAAGAAGCUCAACAAGUCGGCCUCUCAGGCUUCGCUCGCCGACUCGACCUCGGAGCUCGCCGAGUCCGAGGCCGAUGCCGAGUCUGAGGCUGCUGACGGCAGCGCCAAGGACAAGGGCAAGGGCAAGGACAAGGGCAAGGACAAGGGUAAGAAGAAGGACAAGAAGAAGGACAAGAAAAAGGACAAGAAGAAGGCCAAGGCCAAGGGAGAGGACGAAGGCGAGGAAGCCGAUGCUGGGACAGAGCCUGCUGCCGAGCCUGCUGCCGAGCCUGCUGCCGAGCCUGCUGCCGAGCCUGUUGUGGCGCCUGCUGCUGCCGAGCCUGCUGCUGCCGAGCCUGCCGCCGCCGAGCCUACUGUCGAGCCUGCUGCUGAUGAGGAAGCCGGUAUGGACAAGGUUGAGAACGAGGCAGAGGCUGCCGAGCCCGAGCCCGCCGCCGAGCCCGCCGCCGAGUCCGCCUUGGAGCCCGCCGAGCCCGCCGAGCCCGCCGAGUCUGAUAAUGGCAAGAGCAAGAAGAAGGACAAGAAGAAGAAGAAGAAGAAAAAGUCCAAGGACGCCGAGUAG